AAAUUAAUAUUCCUCCAGACUUAUAUUUUGUACACUUUGCAGUUGAAAGUUAUAGAGAGGCGCUUGUAGUAAGGAGCUAAAUACGUAAACAAAUUUUAUGAACCCCAGGAACAAUAUUUGCCCAGAUGCUGACUUUAUUCUUAGAGGUCAUAGAUUUGAAAUAACAAGUCUUGGUUUUUUAAGCGGUACUUCGCACCUUGUGGUGGGAGAUGUAGGUGGAAAUUUAAGUUUAUGGUCUUUGGAAAGUCGUCGGCUUGUUUCUCGCGCAAGUUUACUCCAUGAUCAUAUUAUAUCCGUAAAGAAUUUCAAGAACAAUCAAAUUUUGACUCAAGGAAGAGAUCAAAAAGUAAAGUUAAUGGAUUUGACUUCAAGCACUUUUGAAAUAAAUUCACCGCUUUGUACUUUUCAAGCAGGAAGUUAUACUUUUUGCGAAAUGGAUGUAGACAGUGAAAACAACUGGAUGAUUCUUCCCGCAGAAAACCCACAUUCGCUUCAGUUGUGGGAUUUGCAACAACGCGAGCCUCUAUGCAUUUUAAAAAGUGAAAAAGAAAAAUUUGGAAUAUGCAUGGCUUGCAGACUGUUGUCUUUGGGAGCUCAACACUUUGCCUUUGCGGGAUAUGAAGACGGCUCGGUAGUUUUAUGGUGCUUGAAAACUCGCAAAAUUUUGCAUCGAGCUCGUUAUUACGAUUCUCCCGUGAUGUCUUUGGAUGUAGCAGCCAAUGGUAUUGGAUUUAGCGGAGCCAGUGGGAAGAAAGUUGUCAAAUUUGCUUUGAAUCAGAAUUUUGACUCUUUUGACUCACGUGGCGAAGUUCAACUCAAAACUUCUGGGGCGAGUAGCCUUUGCAUCCGCCAGGAUCAGAAGUACUUUGCGGUGGGCGGCUUCGACGGAAAAGUGAGAUUGUUUGGGUUCAAAAAAAUGAAGCCUUUGUGUGUUCUUUCCCGCCACGAGCGCGCCGUAACUUCCAUCGAUAUUGCCAGGGCCAAUCAGAAUAGUUCAAAUCGACCAUGGACUAUGGCCUGCGGGUCUCGAGAUAAAACGAUCAGCGUCUGGAGCGUUUAUGCGGACACAUAG
Messenger RNA from Zophobas morio, 1072 nucleotides. Its product is annotated as guanine nucleotide-binding protein subunit beta-like protein 1. Gene Ontology annotation, molecular function: protein binding. Lineage: Eukaryota; Metazoa; Arthropoda; Insecta; Coleoptera; Tenebrionidae. The transcript is spliced from 12 exons. The record is from RefSeq and is a predicted model, not a curated record. Bases 98 to 1072 code for a protein of 324 amino acids.